AUGGUUAACCUCGCUCCAGACUCGGCUAUAAAUACCCUUCCCCCACCACUUCCUACGUCUUCAUUCCCUUCCUCUUCCACAUCACUUCAAGCUACAAAAUCAAGCAAGAUGUCUUCAGACUGGCUGCCUUGCGACUGUCUCGUCAAACUCCAAUGCGACGAGGAGAUUAAUGUGGUUCAUGGCUAUGAGACUAUAGGAGAUGCGAAGGAGGAGCCUUGCCUUGAGUGUGCUCUACUUAUCGCCCUCCAAGGUGAUGACCUCGACAAGGCCGACAUCUGCCUUGACUAUUCCUUUUUCCAGGCAGCCCUAAUCGAUGUGUGCAUUGCGUCGCGCAAGGCAAUAUUUGCUCACCUAUCCGAUGUGAACGCCUACGUAUCGACGUUUUAG
Fusarium venenatum is the source of this 387-nucleotide messenger RNA. The record is from RefSeq and is a predicted model, not a curated record. NCBI's taxonomy places the organism in Eukaryota, Fungi, Ascomycota, Sordariomycetes, Hypocreales, Nectriaceae.